AUGCCACUUUUUGCAAUAAUAUCUACAGUAAUCAUAUUCAAUUUAUUCCUUUUUAUAUGCACAUCAGGAAAACAAACGGCACCGCAAAAAAAUAAAAUAAUGAAACGGGAAAAUGUGAAGAAAACUUCGAAAAAUAAAAAAGUAAUUAAAAAGAAAUAUGAAGAAAUUAAAAAAUCGAAAGAAUCAGAUUCAAAUGAAGAGGAAAAAAGAACAAUAAAAACUGAUAAAAUGACACAAAAAUCGAAAAGAAUGAAAAAUGAUGAAGAAGAUGUUGAAUUCAAAAUUGAUUUGAAUAAAAUUCAAAACCGAGAACCAGCAACUGAUUUGGAAUCUUAUGAAGAAGAUCAUAUUCGAACAAAUCCUUUGUCAAAACGUAACGGAGCUCAAAAAGUAAUGCUAGAAAAUCCAAAAAAUUACGAUUUGAAAUUCAUGAAAUUAGCGGCAGCUGGAAGUUCAAAGCGAAAACCAAAUGGGAGAGUAGGUAAAGAGUUUUUGUUUCAGAUAUUGCUUAGGUUGAAACUCAUAAAUUGGUACAUAAAACAUUUCUAGAGCUAAAAAUAUUGUUUUCAGAUUCUUGUCGAGCGGCUCCUCGUUUCCCUUGUGAUUGUGAGAAAAAAGAAUCCGUCAAAAUGUACAUUUAA
Molecule: messenger RNA, 641 nt
Organism: Caenorhabditis angaria
Lineage: Eukaryota; Metazoa; Nematoda; Chromadorea; Rhabditida; Rhabditidae
Source: the annotation of a GenBank genome assembly